AUGCUGCAUAACUUCCAGUUCAAAACAAAAAGAUCAGAACCUAGAGAGUACCUAGUUACUUGCGCAGAUGAAAAAUGCAACUGGUUGGUGAGAGCAUCUAAGUACAGAAAUCAAGAUUUAUUCAAGGUACGGAAAUGCAAUCCAAAUCACACUUGCUCUGUUGAAAUUGUUUUGGAAGACCAUAGGCAAGCAAAAAGCAUCGUAGUUGGGGAAUUAAUAAAGAAUAAGUACAAGUCAAUCAAAAGAAAUUACACUCCAAAUGACAUCAUGAAUGAUAUGAAUGAUGACUUUGGAGUAACUAUGGGAUACACAAAAGCAUGGAGAUCAAGAGAGAAAGCUUUGCGUCUAGUAAGAGGGAACCCCGAUGAUUCAUAUCAGAAGUUGCCAAUAUAUCUUUACAUGUUGAAAAAAGCAAAUCCAGGAACAAUAGCACACCUACUCACAGACAAGGAAGAUAGAUUCAAAUACCUAUACAUAGCUUUCUCUAACUCAAUCAAGGGUUGGAGAUACUUGAGGCCUAUAAUUGUUGUUGAUGGAACUUUUUUGAAAAAUGCACAUGGUGGUACCCUGUUUUCAGCAUCAACGUUAGAUUCAAACAACAACAUUUUCGUGUUGGCUUUUGGAAUAGCAGACUCCGAAAAUGAUAACUCAUGGCUAUGGUUCUUCUCCAAACUGCGAGAAACCUAUGGAGAACCCGAAGGAUUGGCUAUAGUUUCUGACAGACAUAAGAGCAUAGACAAUGCAGUACAUAUGGUGUACCCAAAUGCUUUCCAUGGAGCUUGCAUGUUUCACUUACUCAAUAAUUUGAAAGGCAAGUAUGGGAGCCAUGGAGAAGAACUACAAAUGAAAUUCAUUGCAGCAGCAAAAGCAUACACACAGACAGAAUGUGAAAACUACAUGAAAGGCCUUGAUAGAAUUGAUAGACGCAUUAGGCCCUAUUUAGAAAAAGCCAAGUAUGAAACUUGGGCAAGAUCAUACUCGCCAACAAAAAGAUACACCAUGAUGACAUCCAACAUCGCAGAAUCACUCAACGCUGCACUAAAAGCUGCAAGAAAUCUCCCCAUUGAUAUCUUGGUUGAAUGCCUUAGAAGUUUGGUUCAAAAGUGGGUUUGGAACAACUCAAAUAAUGCAAAUGGAACAUUCACAAAAGUCUCUACAGCAACAGAAAAUGAAUUGAGACAUGACAUUGUUUCAAAAAUGAAGUAUGAGGUCUUGCCUUUCAACACAAUAGAAUACCAAGUUCGUGAUCAAAAGGGGAUAAAUUUCACAGUAAAUAUACAUAAUAGAACAUGCACUUGCAAUAGGUUCCAAGAAGAUGAAAUACCUUGUGGCCAUGCAGUAGCUGUCAUUGCAAAAAGAAACUUGAGUGUCUAUGAUUAUUGUGCAAAAUUCUACAGAACAGAAACGUUGAAAGCAUUGUAUCAAGAAAAUGUUCAUCCUUUGCCCCAUAAAGAUGAAUGGAAUCUCCCACAACACUUGGACAUACUAGUGCUGCCUCCAAAUUCAACAAUCCCUACAGGAAGACCAAGAAAGAAACGAAUAAGAUCAAGAGGGGAAAAUAACGUAAUAAUCACCUGUGGGAAAUGUGCACAACCAGGACAUAACAGGAAGACUUGCAGGAAUCCUCCAUUUCAGAAGCCAAAUAAACAGAAAAAGCCAAAGACAUAG
Humulus lupulus (European hop) is the source of this 1668-nucleotide messenger RNA. RefSeq lists its product as uncharacterized. The transcript has 3 exons. Gene Ontology annotation, molecular function: zinc ion binding. The coding region runs from base 1 to 1668 and encodes 555 amino acids. The record is from RefSeq and is a predicted model, not a curated record. NCBI's taxonomy places the organism in Eukaryota, Viridiplantae, Streptophyta, Magnoliopsida, Rosales, Cannabaceae.